This is a messenger RNA of Cynara cardunculus var. scolymus (artichoke), 1644 nucleotides long. Its product is annotated as pentatricopeptide repeat-containing protein At4g21705, mitochondrial. Gene Ontology annotation, cellular component: mitochondrion. Gene Ontology annotation, molecular function: protein binding. The transcript has 2 exons. The record is from RefSeq and is a predicted model, not a curated record. Lineage: Eukaryota; Viridiplantae; Streptophyta; Magnoliopsida; Asterales; Asteraceae. Bases 60 to 1589 code for a protein of 509 amino acids.
CACUCAAAAACCCUAGUUAAACAAUCAACCAAAUCAUCCCUAAUUUGAAGGAUUUCAAGAUGUUGGCAAUGGCGGUUCGAUUGAGGAAACUGCAAAGUGUAAGAACCCUAACUGGAAACCGAUCAUACUCUACUGCUACGAUUACUCAGAGUGAAAGUAACGACAGUAGCAAGAAGAUUAAGAAGGCGUCAUUGUACUCGAGAAUAAGCCCGCUCGGAAACCCUAGUUUGGCGAUGACACCGGAGCUAGAUGAUUGGAUCAGAAAAGGAAAGAAGGUGCGACACUCUGAGCUGAAGCAAAUUAUUCAUGAUCUACGCAAGCGUAGACGGUUCCAUCAUGCUUUGGAGGUUUCAGAGUGGAUGAACAAGAAUGGCGUUUGUGCAUUUACACCAGUAGACCAUGCAGUGCAGUUGGACCUUAUCGGUAAGGUCCAUGGCUUCCUCGAGGCCGAAAAAUACUUCAAUUCCCUAACCGAACAAGAUAAAACCGAUAAAACAUACGGUGCCCUUCUCCAUUGUUACGUCCGCCAGCGUGAAACCGAGAAAUCCCUCUCCCACUUUCAAAAAAUGAAGGAAAAAGGCUUCGGUUUAUCACCUGUUGCAUUUAACGACAUCAUGUGCCUUCAUAUACGCACCAACCAAACCAACAAGGUUCAUGACGUCUUAGACGACAUGAAAAAGAACGGAGUCUCUCCCGACAACUUAACCUACAGAAUGUGUAUCAAUUCGUAUGGAGACAAUACCGACAUCGAGGGCAUGGAAAAGAUUUUGACAGAAAUGGAGAAAGAUCCAAAUAUCACCAUGGAUUGGAACACAUACACAGCUGUGGCAAACAGUUAUAUUAAAGGAAACCUUAUAGAUAAGGCGAAAAACGCCUUAAAGAAAGCCGAAAACCGUCUCGAAAAAGACGCUCUCGGGUACAACCAUCUGAUCUCGAUAUGCGCACGGCUGGGAAACAAAGACGACGUUCUUAGAUUGUGGGGCCGUUUGAAGUCCACGUGCAAGAGGCAGAUUAACAGAGAAUAUAUCACAAUGGUAACAUCUUUGGUAAGACUUGGUGAGUUUGAAGAAGCCGAAAAGCUUCUGCUCGAGUGGGGCUCCUCGGGAAACGUUUAUGAUUUCCGGGUCCCGUUGAUUAUCGUUGACGGGUAUCUCGAGAACGGUUCGUGCGAUAAAGCGAAGGAUUUGCUCGAUAACUUGUUGAAAGAAGGAAAGACGACAACGGCCGAUAGUUGGGGGAGAGUGGCGAUCGAGUUUUUGAAGAAAGGUGAGAUCGAGAAAGCGAGAAAUUGUAUGGAAUCUGCGGUUUCUUUGCCGUUGGAGAAGAAAGAUUGGAAAAUGGAUUCAAAAGUUGUCGAGAAGUUGUUAGAUGGCAUCGGUGAGAAAGAAAGCGUCAAAAAGGUCGAAUCUUUUGUGCUAAAAUUGAAGAAAUUUGUGGCAUUUGAUAGAAAGAUGUAUCAUUGCUUGAUGAAAGCUUACAUCAAUGGUGGUAAAGAAGUGAGCAAGGUUUUGGAUGAUAUGAAAGCAGAUGGAAUUGAAGAAGAUGAAGAAACAAAGAAGAUUCUUGGAUUGCAGCAGAAGAAUGUUUGAAGAUUCAAAGAAGUUUGUGAUGAUUCCAUGAUGGUGAAAUGACAAGAUUACCCUU